Trichobilharzia szidati is the source of this 1898-nucleotide messenger RNA. The record is from the annotation of a GenBank genome assembly. Lineage: Eukaryota; Metazoa; Platyhelminthes; Trematoda; Strigeidida; Schistosomatidae.
AUGUCCGGUGUUCUAUGUUCGCUAUCUAUGCCUAACAAACGUAAACGAGAUUUAAGUGUACCAAGCAUUAACCUACAACGCAACGGUCACCCUUCAAUGGAUUUGGAGUCAGUUGAUACUAAAAAGUCGCGUGUUGAUCACCGAAUAGAGACACAGCCAUCUCGUGUUGUACAUAUACGAAAUAUGCCUUCUGAUGCAACAGAAAAUGAGAUUGCGCUUUUUACAAUACCAUUCGGUUCACUCAAGAAUAUGGUUCUUUCUAAAAGAAGUAACCAAGCUCUUAUCGAGAUGAAUGUUCUGGAGGAAGCUGCACAACUAGUCACUCAUUACCUGAAAUAUCCUGUUACUUUGCAUGGGAAACACCUGAUCUUUCAGUUUUCUACACAUUCACACCUUGAAUUAGUUUCCGAAAAUGAUGCUGUCGUUAAUGCGAUCAAAAAUGCGAAUCGAGUAGUUCAACAAGAUCUUCCCGGUGUACAAUCCGGUGUCCCUAACACUGUAUUACGUGUAAUCAUAGACAACAUUAUGGGGCAGCAAAUUAAUCAUGUUAUUCUGUAUAAGAUAUUUCAUCGGUUUGGAACCCUUUUACGUGUGUUAAUUUUCCUACGCAAUAAUCAGUAUCAUUGUUUAUUGGAGUUCCAGAAUCAUAUCCAAGCGUUCGUCGCUAUGUUACUCCUCAAUGGUCAGAAUAUAUAUACUGGUUGUUGUUCUCUUCACGUGGAGUUUUCGAAAACCCGAGGACCUCUGGAAGUUCGCCGUGAAAAUGAUAAAUGUCGUGAUUACACCAUUUCACCUCUUACUGAAGAGGAAUUAAAUAGUUUACAAGCAUUACCAAGCGGAGUAAAUACGACUACAGUAAAUCAGACUGUGAAUGCGAUUACUCAACCCACAUUGGGACAGGGUUUGUCUCUAGCUAAUCCAACUGCAGCAUUCACUACUGUUCCUCAAGCCCCACCUGCAGGCAUCAAUGAACUUGCUCUUCAGUUAACUCUUCUUGCUCAACAGUCUGGUCUUGCCUUAACACCGGCUGCAGCCGCAGCUACUGCUAGUUUCAUGGCUUUAACUGCCCAAGGUGGAAAUUCUGCUGUAAACCCAACAUCAGGAAAUAUAAUAAAUGCGGCAGCAUUGUCAACUCAGCGUACUGCCCUGCCGAAUGUCCCAAAUCAGGCACAGAUUGUGCCUACUUUAGUUCAACAGUCUGUACCUAAUAUGGGACAAACUGGGGCUAGUACUGUGUUAAUAGUCUCGAAUCUCAACGAGGAGAAAGUAUAUCCAGAUGCAUUAUUUACACUUUUCGGUGUUUAUGGUGAUGUAACUCGGGUCAAGAUAAUGUUUAACAAAAAGAGUACUGCUCUGGUUCAAUUCUCAGACCCUCAACAGGCACUGACAGCUCUUUAUUAUCUGAAUGGGCAACCGUUGUAUGGAAAACCGUUGAAAAUAGCUGUCUCACGCUUCAAUAUUGUUCAAUUGCCAAAAGAGGAUUCAGAUGUUGGACUGACAAAGGAUUAUACGAACAGUCCACUUCAUCGAUUUCGUAAACCGAAUUCUAAGAAUUUUGCCAAUAUUUAUGCGCCAAAUCAUGUCCUGCAUUUAAGUAAUAUUCCCUCUGCGAUUACAGAGGAAGAAGUUAGAAUGAUUUUUGAAACCAAAGGAUAUCAUGUUACAGAUUUCAAAUUUAUGCAGAAGGAUAAGAAGAUGGCACUGAUUCAACUUGAAAAUGUAGAUAUGGCUAUUCAGGCUUUAAUAGAUCUUCAUAAUUGUCAGCUAACAGAAAAUUCUCAUUUGCGUAUCAGUUUUAGUAAGACUGCUAUAUAAAUACCUUUCAGACCUCGUUGGUUGUCUACCUUUAUUUAACUUUGAUUCCUGGUACAUAAAAAUACAUUUUAUAUAAAAACCAA